Messenger RNA from Polychytrium aggregatum, 2972 nucleotides. RefSeq lists its product as uncharacterized. Bases 348 to 2852 code for a protein of 834 amino acids. NCBI's taxonomy places the organism in Eukaryota, Fungi, Chytridiomycota, Chytridiomycetes, Polychytriales. The transcript is spliced from 2 exons. The record is from RefSeq and is a predicted model, not a curated record.
UUGGUCUGUGUCCUCGAUCCGCAGUAUGAACUGCCCGUUGGUCUGCUUGGCCAGGAGGUAGUUGAAGAGCGCCGUUCUAAGGCCGCCGAGAUGGAGCAUGCCAGUGGGACUUGGCGCAAACCGAGCCCGUGCCGGCUUGGAUGCCGAGGUCGAGGACAGUCUCUUGCGGGCAAGAAGUCGGCCAGGAGACAGCAGUCUGAUCAUGCUGGGAUGGUGUUGUAAUCUGGCUGAGCGAUCUCGGGUCGAUUCUCUGUCGAGGACUUGGCAAUCUCAGGGCCGACGAGCGGUUUCCGAGAUUCCGAUGAUGUGGGCGAGGCCGGCGCUGUCGGCGAUGGCAGGGACGCUGGAUGCUGACGAUGACGAUGCUGACGAUGACGAUGCUGACGAUGACGAGGCAAGACCGAUUGAAUGCGACCGACAAAGCCUGGCGAUCGACAAAGCCGGGCGAUCGACAAAGCCUGUGCGCUGACGAGCAAAGGCUGGCUCCGCGAUCGACAUGUGGACUCGAUGCACAUCCCCACAACCCGCAGCGACAUUCCGGCGAGGCUCGCUGCCCGUGCUCGAGCGCUCUUUCUCUCUCCCUCGCUCGCUGUUCUUUGCAGUUUCGGACCAGCACAAGACACCGGAAUCCGCCGUCUUGCCUCUGCCGUCUCGCAGCCGCCACGAUGGCCCUGGUCGACGCAUUGUCGCCGUCCAGCGACAACCUGUUCGAGUGCAGCGCCCACGGCAAAUGCCAUGACUUUUUCCUCUCUUACCGAGUCCGCCCCGAUUCGAAGGCGGUCGAGGACCUCAAAGAGCUGCUGUCGUCUGUGGCACUGCGCCGUCUUGACCGGCCUCUAUCUAUCUUCCAUGACAUUGACUGCUUGAACGAUGCCAAGGACUGCAAGGACGGCUUCCUUCGGGCCCUCCCCGGCAGCUCGGUUGUGAUCCUGUUCCUGAGCAAAGACUCGCUGAUGACCAUGCAGGCCCGAGAAAAGGACGGCCAGGAAGACAAUGUCCGACUCGAGGUCACCCUGGCUCUCGAGCUGUUCGAGGCCGGAAAGCCCAUCACCGUGAUGCCGCUGUGCCUGGAUCUGAAGGAUGGAUCCGGUUACCGACCGUUUGCCCCGUAUGAAGACCCGGAGCUGACGCAGCCGUCAUGUCCCGAGACCCACAGCCUCGUCAAGCGCCUCAAAGCCAUCCAGAUGUAUGGCUACCGGCCAGAGGAGCCCCACAAGCAGCUCUAUCGGCUGCUCAACCUCCUCCACCCGAUCGCCGUCGACGAGCUCACCAACAAGCACAUCUACUCCAAGUACUUUUGUGACCCCAAGUUUGAGAUCGAAAUGGACAAGCUCGAUGGCCUCCUGAAGCAAAUCACCCUGACGGGCCGGGCCAUCAUCUCGGGCAUGGGUGGCAUGGGCAAGUCGGUGCUCGCCCGCCAGUUCCUGCGCUUCAUGAUGGGCAAGCUCAAGGUCAAGAACCAGACCGAGCUCAGCGACUACAUGAUGGAUACCAUCGGGGUCAAGCCACAGUACAGCAGAGUGCACUGGAUAAACUGCUCGGGCGAGUUCUCUGCCCUCUACGACCUCAGCGCCAUCUUUCCGGGAGUCGAUCGGCAGGAGAUCAAGGAGCAUGCUGCAUGGAUGUUCGCCAACGAGAGGGACUACCUCCUCGUCCUCGACAACGUCGACGACAUCCGCAUCGUCAACUCGGUGUUCAGCCACUCGCGAUCGCUGGGCUUUGGUGGCGACGUCUUGGUUACGACUCGCCUGCCGCUCUUUCCCAAGGGCCCGUUCCUCGAUGCGCUCAAGGCCAAGCUACCGACGUUCAAGCAGGAGCCGCUGAAGCUGGAGCGGUGGUCCGUCGAGAAGACCAAGCGGUACAUUCUCUCGGCGAGUCCCUCGCUCCAGAGGAAAAUCCAGUCGCUCGAGUCGGUGAAGGCACUCACGCGGAUGCUCAGUGUCGUCGACGGCCAUCCGCUGGUGGCCCAGUCCUUUGUCUCUCACUUUGAAAACAACAGCACUCCGAUCUAUGAGUUUGAGAACUGCAUCGACGAAGUACUGCAGGAGAGCGUCGGUGACGACGAGACGCGCUCGUCGCUCAAGGUCAUUGUGGACCAGUCGAUGGAGAGCAUGCAGAAGGACGGCGACGAAGGACGAGAGGCCUGCCGCAUAUUUGGAGCGAUCGCUCUGCUCAAGGAGAAUGGCAUUCACUAUCGUCUCAUCAAGGGGAUCGCACAGAAGCUGGGGUUAUUGAUCCAGACUGGACAGCUCCUCAAACGAGUGACCCACACCGGGCUUCUUCACGUGGACUCGAACGACACCUACCACACACACUUGCUGGUGUCGAAGUUGGCGUGGGAAUACGUGCUCAGGGAACCCGAGCUCAAGGCCGCCGAUAUCAACACCGCCACUGGCGAGGCACUUUUGGAGCUUGGCUCAGUGCCCACGGAUGCCAAAGUACUCGAAAACAUUCCGCAUCUGGAGCAGUAUGCGGCCAAGAUGCGCACCAGUGUCAGCCACACUGACAUCCAUGUCAAGAUUGUCCGGCUCAUCGAAGCAAUCGAGGGCGAGAAGCGAGCCUGUCUGGGUGCGGCGGCACCCGCUGCCCAGCCCGAGACAGCGAUGGUGCAUCCUGUGGCUGAGGUGGGUUUGGCCGCUGGCCCUGCCAACCAAGACACACAGGAGCAACUCAAUGAGGCGGUGAGGCUCUGCGCCUUGGCUCAGGCAGAAAAGUCUGCCGGCAAGCAUAGGCGCGCGAUCGAGCACUUCAAGCUGGCACUUUCGAUCUACAGGACGUCCCUGAGCGACCAGAGGGACCCAAGGAUCCUGGCGAUCUACGAGCAGCUGGACAUUGGCGCUCCUCCGCCGUGAGCGACGUUGCUUGCCAGCGACACCGACUGGGACCUCUCGGGCCGCAUUCUGUUUCUUCAUGCAUCACCAUCCACUUCCACAUACAUAUCACUCUCUCUUUACGGCCAUCUCAGUAUCGGG